AUGAAUAAGGAUGGAUCAACAAUCAUUAUAGUGGAAUCUACACAAAAGAUGACGAUGAGAUUAGCAUCUGUUGACAGAGAAUUCUAUUAUUUUACUAAAAGAGAAUCAUGGCAGAGACAAAUUCUCAUUGUGCCAAAAAAUGGAAAACUGUCAUGCAUUUUUUAUCAUUCAUCAGUUUAUUUAACAUCAAAAGCUCAAUGA
Messenger RNA from Clunio marinus, 201 nucleotides. NCBI's taxonomy places the organism in Eukaryota, Metazoa, Arthropoda, Insecta, Diptera, Chironomidae. The record is from the annotation of a GenBank genome assembly.